Varanus komodoensis (Komodo dragon) is the source of this 1530-nucleotide messenger RNA. It is a transcript of the gene ZIC3, whose product is annotated as Zic family member 3. Bases 1 to 1530 code for a protein of 509 amino acids. Gene Ontology annotation, cellular component: nucleus. The transcript has 3 exons. The record is from RefSeq and is a predicted model, not a curated record. Gene Ontology annotation, biological process: regulation of transcription by RNA polymerase II; central nervous system development. Lineage: Eukaryota; Metazoa; Chordata; Lepidosauria; Squamata; Varanidae. Gene Ontology annotation, molecular function: RNA polymerase II cis-regulatory region sequence-specific DNA binding; DNA-binding transcription factor activity, RNA polymerase II-specific.
AUGACCAUGCUGCUGGACGGCGGGCCGCAGUUCCCCGCGCUGGGCGUGGGGGGCUUCGGAGCGCCUCGCCACCACCCGCACGACGUGGCGAACCGCGACGCCGCCGCCGCCGCCAUGGGACUCAACCACCCGUUCGGCGACUCGUCCUUUAAGAUCAGCCCGUCCGCCCACGAGCUGGCGUCGGGGCAAGGGUCCGCGUUCACGCCGCAGGCUUCGGGCUACGCGCACCCGCACCACCACCACCACCACCACGCGCCGCACCCGCACCCGCACCCCGCCGGCCAGGUGCCUUCCUCGUACGCGGCCGCCGCCGCCGCGUUCAGCUCCACGCGGGACUUCCUCUUCCGCAACCGCGGCGGCGCGGGCCUGGGAGACGCGGCCGCCUCGGGAGGGGGCGCCGCCGCCGCCCAGCACGGGCUCUUCGGCAGCAGCGCGCCCGCGGGGCUGCACCCGCCGCCGCCGCCGCCGCCGCCGCCGCCGGGCAUCGCGGAGAGCCCCGGCAGCUACCUGCUCUUCCCCGGCUUGCACGAGCAGACGCCGAGCCGCGCCUCCCCGACGGCGGGGCCCGCGGACAACGGACAGAUGCACCUGGGCUUGCGCGGGGACCUGUUCGGCCGGCCGGAGCCCUACCGGGGCGUCUCCAGCCCCCGCGCCGACCCCUACGGCGGCGCGGGCCAGUUCCACGGCUACAGCCCCAUGAACGUGAAUGUGGGGGGGGUGACCGUGGCGGCGGCGGCGGCGGCGGCGGCGGCGGCGGCCGCCCACCACCACCACCACCACCACCACCACCACGCGCACCCGCACCCGCACGGCGCCGGGGCGUUCUUCCGCUACAUGCGGCAGCCCAUCAAGCAGGAGCUGUCCUGCAAGUGGCUGGAGGAGGCGCCGCCGCCGCCGCCCGCGCCGCGCUCGCCCAAGAGCUGCGACCGGACGUUCAGCACCAUGCACGAGCUGGUCACGCACGUCACGAUGGAGCACGUCGGGGGGCCCGAGCAGAGCAGCCACGUCUGCCUCUGGGAGGAGUGUCCGCGCGAGGGCAAGUCCUUCAAGGCGAAGUACAAGCUGGUCAACCACAUCCGCGUGCACACGGGCGAGAAGCCCUUCCCCUGCCCCUUCCCCGGCUGCGGGAAGAUCUUCGCCCGCUCGGAGAACCUCAAGAUCCACAAGCGGACGCACACAGGCGAGAAGCCCUUUAAGUGUGAAUUUGAAGGCUGCGACAGGCGUUUUGCAAACAGCAGCGACAGAAAGAAACACAUGCAUGUGCAUACAUCGGACAAGCCAUACAUUUGUAAAGUGUGUGACAAGUCAUAUACCCACCCGAGUUCCUUAAGGAAGCACAUGAAGGUCCAUGAAACCCAGGGUUCAGAGUCCUCCCCCGCAGCAAGCUCCGGCUACGAAUCUUCCACGCCCCCAGCCAUCACGGCCACCGCGAGCAAGGACUCAACCAAGCCCCCCACGUCCACCCUUCAGACUCCCACCCCCAGUCACAACCCUGGCCUGCCCCCCAACUUUAAUGAGUGGUACGUCUGA